Messenger RNA from Bursaphelenchus xylophilus (pine wood nematode), 1549 nucleotides. NCBI's taxonomy places the organism in Eukaryota, Metazoa, Nematoda, Chromadorea, Rhabditida, Aphelenchoididae. The record is from the annotation of a GenBank genome assembly.
AUGGUGGUCAUGCAGUCCCAACAGCCCACGGUAACAGUUCAGCCGAAUCAUCCAAUCUUCGCUUUUGUUAUCAAAUAUGGGCUUUCUUGCACAGCGGCAACUUUUGCCGAAACAGGUAAGUAUUAGUGCUGCUCGUUUUUAUGUCUUUAGUUACAUACCCAUUGGACAUCACUAAGACAAGGCUACAAGUGUCUACAAGAACGACGGGAAGGCGACGAAGUAUGAUUCGAAUGAGUUAUAACAUAGCAAAGAAGGAGGGUAUGUCAAGUUUGUGGUUGGGAGUGUGGCCGGCGAUUUGUAGGCAUUAUGGUGAGUACAUUUGAUGUUUUCCUAGUCAAAUGAUUUUAGUUUAUACUGGUGUACGAACAGGGCUUUACGAAUUAAUACGGAAUAAUUGGUACGAUCCCAAAAAGGAGAAGAGGUUUCCAGUGUGGUAAGGGAGUUAGAGUCUUAGCCAGAUAUCUGGGAGCCUUCAGGAAAGCCCUAAUUUCUGGAUUGGUAUCUGGAGCGGUGGGCCAAUUUGUUUCCAGUCCAGCCGAUUUGGUCAAAGUUCAAAUGCAAACAGAGGGUCUGCGGAAGAGACAAGGACUUCCUCCAAGGUAGGUGUACUUAUUUUAAUAUAACGUUUUCAGAUAUAAGGGGGCAUUUGAUGCGUUUCUCCAUUUAUAUAGAACUAAUGGGAUCAGAGGACUCUGGCUUGGGUGGGUACCUAACUGUCAGCGUGCUGCGUUACUGAAUAUGGCUGGUAAGCAUGUCGAAAGUUAUGCUAACAAAUGCAAUCCGGGCUGCAUUUCUUGCCUAAGUAUUGAGAGGAACAUUUUCAUUCUGUGAAAAACGUCUAAGCCGAUUUUUUUGGAUUCCAAGAAAGUUUUGGUAUUCUAUUUUACUGUUUCUGGAGGAAGACCGGAAACAUUGUUGUCUGUUUGUAAUUUUGCAAUAUUUUCGUGUGAUUUUUUCAAAUUCGGCCAUUCCUUUGAGAGCUUCCGAAAAAUCAAAGCCCGGGACUGGGCCGGAAAAAUUUGGAAAGCCCGGCCCGGAGCCAUGCCUAACACAGUGAUAGCGGAUAUCAGGAAUAUUCUUUCCUCGAAUUUUUACGAUCAUGCUUCAGAUCUUGCAACUUAUGAUCGUACAAAACGUUUUAUCCUUGACAACACUAGCCUCGAAGAUAAUUGGAUGACUCAUGUUUGUGCUAGUGCUUCGUCGGGACUGGCUGCGGCUAUUGUCUCAACACCUGCUGAUGUGGUGAAGACCAGGAUUAUGGAUCAGAUACGGCAAGAAUUCGAUGGUGGAAGGUAUUUUACAAACUGUAGUGACUUACGUAUUACUUCAGUGCUUUUAAACGACGAUAUAAAGGAUCUCUUCAUUGCCUAAGGAUAAUUGUUCGGACCGAAGGCUUUUGGGCGUUAUACAGAGGUUUCUUGCCGACAUACGUCAGGAUGGUAAGAAGUUCAAUUUUCAAACUGAUUUUACCUUUCAGGCUCCUUGGUCUCUCACUUUUUGGGUGUCUUAUGAGAAGAUUCGCCAGAUUACUGGAGCACCGAGCUUUUGA